UCUCUCCUUUCCAAUACCCUCCUCCACCAGAGAACCUUUUAAAGCCUAACUCCAACACUUCUCUCCAUGGUUUCACUUCAUUGACAAAGAAAGUUUCAACUCUCUGCUCUGCUUCCAUGUCCAUACUAAAAGAGCUUCUCCUCCUCUCUCCUUCAGCUCUUCUUGCCCUCUUCAUCUUCUUCUAUCUAGCCAGAUGCAAGAGAAAGCAUCCCAACCUCCCGCCGGGCAGUCGAGGCUUUCCGCUUCUCGGCGAAACCUUUGGCUAUCUCAAGCCUCACUCCGCCACCACCAUAGGAAAAUUCAUGGAGCUUCACAUAAACAGGUAUGGAAAGAUCUAUCGUUCAAACCUGUUCGGGGAGCCGACGAUCGUAUCAGCAGAUGCCGGUCUGAACCGAUUCAUCCUACUAAACGAGGGCCGAUUGUUCGAGUGUAGCUAUCCGAAGAGCAUUGGUGGAAUACUCGGAAAAUGGUCAAUGUUGGUGUUGGUUGGAGAGAUGCAUCAAAGCAUGAGAAUGAUCUCUCUUAAUUUUCUCAGCAGCGCCCGUCUUCGAACCGUCCUCCUGCCGGAGGUCGAGCGGCAAACCCUCAUGGUGAUGGCCUCCUGGAAGGAGGGAGUCGCCUUCUCUGCCCAAGAAGAAGUUAAAAAGUUUACUUUCAACUUAAUGGCAAAGAAUAUUAUGAGCCUGGAGCCAGGGGAGCCUGAAACUGAGAAGCUGAGAAGAGAGUACAUAACAUUCAUGAAGGGGGUGGUCUCUGCUCCCUUAAAUCUUCCAGGAACUUCAUACUGGAAGGCUUUGAAGUCAAGAUCGAGCAUUCUUGGAGUGAUUGAGAGGAAGAUGGAAGAGAGGAGUAAGAGGAUGAUAGAGAUAGGGGAAGAGAGAGAAAGGGAAGAUGAUCUAAUGGGCUGGGCUUUGAAACAGUCUGCUUUUUCUAAGGAGCAAAUAAUGGACCUACUUCUCAGUCUUCUAUUUGCAGGCCAUGAGACCUCCUCAAUGGCCUUGGCCCUGACCAUCUUCUUCCUUGAGAGCAGUCCCAAAGCUGUUCAAGAACUGCAGGAGGAGCACAACAAUAUUUUGAGGAAGAUGAGAGAAAGAGGGGAGCAUGGACUAAGCUGGGAGGACUACAAGCUAAUGGACUUUACACAGUGU
Molecule: messenger RNA, 1148 nt
Organism: Dendrobium catenatum
Lineage: Eukaryota; Viridiplantae; Streptophyta; Magnoliopsida; Asparagales; Orchidaceae
Product: cytochrome P450 90B2
Biological process (GO): sterol metabolic process
Molecular function (GO): heme binding; iron ion binding; oxidoreductase activity, acting on paired donors, with incorporation or reduction of molecular oxygen
Source: RefSeq, a predicted model, not a curated record